Aureobasidium musti is the source of this 588-nucleotide messenger RNA. NCBI's taxonomy places the organism in Eukaryota, Fungi, Ascomycota, Dothideomycetes, Dothideales, Saccotheciaceae. The record is from the annotation of a GenBank genome assembly.
AUGCGUGGUGUCGGUCUUCUCCUCCUGCCCGUGGUUGCCAAGUUGGCUUCCGCCCAAACUCAGUACAACAUCAACGUUACUGCUAUCCCUGAGGCCACAAGAGAUAUCUGGUGCACCAACCAGCAGAAUGCUUGCCCUCUGAUCUGUCUCCAGACUCCCGCCAACUCCUCGGACACCAUUGAGACCCUCGACUUCUCCUGCAUCUGUGCAGACAACGUUGCCCCCAACGCUUCCGAGUACUCCCAAACGAUCCCAUACUACAUCUGCACCGAACAGGGCACCCAGUGUAUCGCAGGCUGCGGUGGAAACACAGCCCAACACCCCUGCGGUGCUCAGAACCCCAAGCGCGUCAACGUCACAUCCACCUCUUCCUCCGCAACAGCCUCAAAGACCGGCUCCAACCAAGGAGAGGCCACAAACUCUGCCGGCCAGACCAUAUACUCUGGUCUCGGUGGUAGCGGCGGUGCUGCUCAGACCAGCACCAGCAGUACCAAGACUGGUUCUGCUGCUGCUCUCCAGCUCGGCCAGGCUUACGGCCUGUUUGCCGUUACUGCUGGUAUCUUCGGAGGCUUUGCUCUUCUCCUGUAA